GUUGGUAAGGUAAUUUGUCAGUUGGUUUGAUAGAAAUUGUUGGUCGUUCUGUGUUUCACUCACGUCAUCGUUUUCCCAAGCACAUACACACAAAAAAGUGCAAAAAGUAUUUGACAACGAAAAUGGCCAAUUUCCUAAUCAAGAGUUUAGCUUUCUUGGACAUGUGCACAGCAGUUGUGGUUAUCAUCUUCCAAAUAAGUACUUUGGCCCGCUACUCGUCACAGCCAGAAACGGGCGAUUUAGAAAAAGUGGGAGCUGGAAUUUGGGCUGGAAUCAGCUUUAUGAUUACGGGCAUCGUCUUCUGGCGAUCGGCCCACAAAGAAAAAUUGGCGCGUGUUUACAAUCAAUGGGAGGUGGCCACAGCUUUGAUCUCAUUCUUUUGUGCGAUCGCACUGAUUGGCGUCAUGGCUGCUAAUAUUGAAAGAAUUGAGGAAGACUGGUAUUGCCUCUAUCGGUUUGUCCGCAGAGACCACUGCACAGUCCAACACGCUCUCGAUGGCGUAAUACUUUUCGGUGGGUGUUUGGCAUGUGUUAUCAACGGAGCCCUGAGCUUCAUUUCUUGCUACUGUUACAACUGAGACCACCAAAACCGGUAUACAAUUUAAAACACCAACAUGCCAAUUUUUUUUUUUUAAAGAAAACAAUGGAGCCAAAUGAUUCAACAUAAACUAUUUUUCGUUAACGUACGGAUUCCCACGAAAGGUUCUUUUUAUCACAGUGUUUGUACCCGUAACACCUGUCAUCUGGGUUGCAUGGAUUGUCAUAAUACAUCAUACACAAUUACCAAAAGAAA
Daphnia magna is the source of this 793-nucleotide messenger RNA. RefSeq lists its product as uncharacterized. The coding region runs from base 123 to 578 and encodes 151 amino acids. The transcript has 4 exons. Lineage: Eukaryota; Metazoa; Arthropoda; Branchiopoda; Diplostraca; Daphniidae. The record is from RefSeq and is a predicted model, not a curated record.